Messenger RNA from Paramuricea clavata, 31289 nucleotides. NCBI's taxonomy places the organism in Eukaryota, Metazoa, Cnidaria, Anthozoa, Malacalcyonacea, Plexauridae. The record is from the annotation of a GenBank genome assembly.
AUGUUGAAAGACAGUGGAUCUGGUUCGUUAUCAAAGUCAAAAACUCAUUCAUCAUCAAAUAAGAGGAUAUCAUCUAAAGAUAAGCGUAUUUUGAAACAAAUAUAUUUUGCAGGUACAUGCCGUAUAUAUCUUUAAAAUACUAAUUAAAAAUUCGUACGUAAACCUUGUGGCAAAUCAUGUCAUCCAUAAUAUGUCACGUGAAGCAAUUUUAUAGCUGAUAAAACUUAUCUUCAUUCGUUAUAUAAUUGUUUAUAUAAUUUAUUCGUUAUAUAAUUGUUCAUCCUAAUUAGUAUGAUUAUAUAAUUGUGCAUCCUAUAAUUAGUAUGAUUAUAUAAUUGUUCAUCCUAAUUAGUAUUCUUUUGUAGUCGUAUUUUAAGCUAUUCAAAACACUCGAACUCGCAUUUUAUCAUAUCUAAAACACUCGGCUGGGCCUCGCGUUUUAAAUAUGAUAAAACACUCCUUCUCGUAUUUUAAAUACUACAUAAAAUGUAUUUUUAUUUUUGCUUCUGCUUUAAUUUCUAUUCCAUGCCAACAUUAGCAUUUUCCAUUUUCUUUGGAAUCUUAUCACCGCGUAUACCCUUAAAAUAAGCAAUUUAAAAUAGGCGAAAUACUAUAUUUGGGCGUCACCGAGCCAAUGCAUAUAGAUAUUUUAUAAACAAUACAUCGUGCAUCUAAUUAUUAUGCAAUUCAAAAAUUGAAGCCGUGAUUGAAAACUUAGGAUAUUCCCAUGAAAUGAGAAGAUUCGUACGUUUUCUAUUUCUUAAACAGGGAAGUUAAAUAUUAUGUUAAACCUAUUCCAAAUACAUUUUUAAACUAUUCAAAUAAUAAAAGUUAGUAUAAUUACAUAGGUGAUUAUUGAAAAUUCUCCACGCUGAUUGGUUGCCGUUGAGGUGAUUAUUACGCGAUAAUCACCUAAGCUAUUUUCAAAAUGGCGGCCGAAGCCUUUUUGUCAAUUAAAUGACGAAGAGAUGUGUAUUUUUUUAUUUUUUCCAUAUAAUCACCUAUGAAAUUAUACUAAAACAAUUAUUCACCUCAGGCUCGGUGAUUAUCGUGAAUAAAAACCUCGACUUCGUCUCGGUUUUUAUUCACCGAUAAUCACCUCGCCUUCGGCGAAUAAUUGUUAAUUAUUGUUGUUUUUUAAGCGUUUAUUAGCGAGUGUCAAAUGGUAUAACAUGCAUGCACUGGAAUAUUCUUGGCUUCAUUUUUACUAAAAGAGAUGCGCUAUCUAGUGUAUAUAAGAUAUCUAUAAGCCAAUGCUGUUUGUUCAAUAAUCAUUAUAUGCUGGAUUUUACAGUGGCGUGCUGGCAGGGGGGGCCGGGGGGCCACGCCCCCCCAGCUGGCAAUUCUUGGAGGGCGCAAAAAUGAAAAGGGGGCGCCAAAUUUUGAAAGUGGGUGGGAAAAAACGCAUUUGCAAAAAUAUAGUUACUUCCGCCAAGAAAAGAUGUGUUUAAUUCAUGGGCUUAUAGACAGACUGAGCGCAUAGACUGCAACAAAGUGAUACAUUAAAUUGCAGACUAUUUUGUCUAACCGUAUUUGCUAAUUUGCUAGCCUACCUCACGGCUCACACAAAAUCGUUCAUAUAUGAUCAGUGAUCACACGCAAUGUCUCAUUGCCGGAAUAUUGGUCAGGUUUCGGAGCGGUCACGGGAAUUAUGCCCUUUUUUUGCUGGUAUUAUGCCCUUUAUUAUGCAUCACGAGAGCGGCGCAAAUUAGAUAGUUUUUAUAUGAUAAUUUUAAGUUGUGUACGCAAUUUAGUUGUUUGUGCAAGAAACAUCAUGACUCAUGAGUAAUGUAAGUAAUAAGAUGAUGCUGAAACGCGCCCUUUUGGCAGCCAAGCAAGGAAACCUUAAAAUGCAUAUGCGUGGGGUCCGUGUGUUAUUGUAUAAAGGAGCUGUAAGUUGUAAAUCUAUUCAGAUCACUAGAUCAGUAGAGAAUAUAAUUGGGAUUAGAUUAAUCGCUGGAAUUAGUCAGCAUUGCCCAAUUCAAGUACUACUACUAAAUUCUAUAACCAAAUUGCAAAUUUCGACGUUAUAAUCCCGUUUCCUGACCAUCAGAUUUCUGUCAAACCUUCCCCACAAAGUCCAGGAAAUGGCAUUUCAGAGACCCUAAAUUCAAAAAUUUUCCGAGGGGGGCAUGCCCCCGGACCCCCCUAGAUAAACCUCGCACCUGCGGCGCUCGGUUCGUGCUUUCGUCCCUCGUUUAUCAAGCGUUACAAUAUAGGGGCGCAUAUUAGUUCAUAGCCGACUGGCCUCCCCAGAAAAAUAGUACCCAGCACGCCACUGUGCUGGAAUGACCAACAUUAUUUAUCGGUUAAUUAACUUGCAGAUUUUGAAAAAUUAAAUGGCUAUUAUGUAUAUAUGCACGAUAUGCCAUCCAUAUAAGUUAGAAAACCAGUGGCGUAGCCAGAACGAUAUAUAUAUAUAUAUAUAUAUUCGUUAUAUAUAAUUAUAUAUUCGUGUUCACAUUCCAUAAAAACAAUUGAUUUCAAAAGAAAUUAAUAAAGCAGAACACGAAUAUAUGAAUAUGCCCCCCCCCCAAUUAUCGUUCUGGCUACUCCAUGCACUGUAGAGAACUAAAACAAUUGAAAGUUAUGAGGAGUUCUUUUUUCAUCCCUCCCUUGCGAGUUAGAUCAUGUAAUUUCCAUGCACUAUAUAAUACAUAUAGUAGUAUAUCAAAGUAUAGGAUAUUGGAUCGAAUUUAUGCACAUAAACAGUCAACUUUGAAUGGUAAUUAGCACAGCAUGUUAUUAACAAAAACAAAAUUAAUUGGCUUAAUAUUCUACAUGUUUGAAAAAUUUCUUUCAACAUUAUUUAGAGGAAAGUUAUUUAACGAGCUCUACAUCUGAAGGUAAAAUAAAUGGUGACGUUAAAAGGAGAUGCAAACAGAUUAUAAAAGCAAUAUAUCUUGAUGAACCUGAAACUUUGAGAAGUUAUAUUGACAGUGGUAGGUUAACAAAUCUGUACUAUUUAAAGCACGCGUAAGGAGAUGACAUAAAAAACGACCAAUCUUAUGAGUUCAUUUGGCAAAGUAAUUUUAAAAAUAUUCGUUAUUUAUCCGAGAAUAUCAAAGUUUAUGUAAAUUUACAUGAUAUAUUUUUAUUACAUACUAAAACCACCGACACGGCAAUGAUUUCCUUUGUCUUUUUCAUAAAUUAUUAAUUAAUUUUUUAAGGUUCAAUAAAAUGGUAGCCAAGUCCAUUUAUUUUAAAUCUCCAUUUCAGUGAAUUUAAAUGAACGUAAUAUUUCUCAACUUAUAAUAUGCAUGCCUACAAUUAUAUUAUUUACCGGCUGCAAUCUUUCAAAUGAGGAAAGCCUGUUCCCAAUGUCUUGAAAACGCUCUGAGCAUGCAAGAAGGGUGUAGGACGUUUUAAAAACCGAGGGUGGUAAAUAACGAGUUUAUUUUUAGCAGAUGUUAUAGUAAAAUUAAAUUCAUUAAAAUUCCAGUGUUGCAUGCAUGCGACCUUAAUUAAUAGCACGUCGUAAGUGUGGUUUGUCCGAACAUUCGCACAAUUCUUGUGGUCUUAAUUAAUUAACAAUCGAAUAUAUAGUUCAUUUGCAUUCAUUUGAAGGUCAAUUUCAGUUUGUUGUUUGUCCAAAGUUUCUGCUAUAAAUAACAACCAUAAUCUACGCUAUUUAAAAUCAAUGCAGCUGUACAAUUAAAGCGAGGCUGUUAAAAAUUGAAAAGUUGAAAGAUAACACAGAAAACUCGGAAUAACUGGAAAGAAACACCCCAAAAAAGCGUAAAGUUUUAGUACAACAUACCAGUUUUGACCUCGCGUUUCGGCAUUUAUUAGCAAAUUCAUGUUGCUUCGACAACGACAGAUUCGUGUUAUUUUGCUUUUUCAAUCAAGAACACUGUCUAAUCUGUUCUGAUUUACGACACUACUAAAACAACAAUAAAUGAAGUAUGGUUUUUAGAUUUUGCAUUUUUCUCAGGGUCGUUUCACGACAACAUGCCUGAAAAUGUGUUUUUACUAUAGAUUUGACUUAAUUUGUUGUUUGCAUGCAAUAUAUAAAUUAUCAGUGUAAAGUGCAUUACAUGAAAAUCAUAUUCUCACUGCAGUUAAACCCUUUUUUGGGAUUGCAGAUUUUAGGUCAAACAUUUCUAUUAAAUUAUAAUUUUUUGCUUUUAAAGUGGCUGAAUACAUGAGCAUAUAUAAUAUAUAAAAAUAUACCCUUUUUUCGGCGUAUUAUAUAUGAUUUUGGGAUGAUUAGGAUGAUUUUAUCUUCAACAAUCAUUAAAUUAAUUUGUCUCGAAAAUAAAUGGCAGCACCUCGUUUUUACAGUCAAAAUACAAGUCAACCUUUUACGGCAGUGGCGUAAUAUUGUGUUACGGGACUCUCGACUUGGAAUUCAAAGUGUUUCACUUGAACUAAAAUUCGUAGCGUCGAUGGGGUGGGGAUGGGGAUGGGGAUGGGAGUGGAGAGUAAGGGGUUAGGUACUUACAACUUUAUAAUCAUAAUCACUAAUUCGUUUCUCUAAUUGAAGAAAGACAAGGCCAAUGAGGCACCUGCAGAUCCUUUCCGGGCACAGCAUUAAGGAGUUGCACUACUGCUUUUUCCCUUCCGUUUGUGUAUAGUCUGUUGUCAUUUACUGCGUUUUGUUGUGUACAACUAAUAAAAUUUGAAAAUCAGGCUAUAGUAUGUGACUUCCUUGCGUUUUCACUGUUUAUCUAGAUUAAUUUUGCAGAAAUACCGAUGUAUGAUAUAAAGCAAACUAUAGCUAGUUUAAUACGAAGAAUGGUAUAAUAUUAUUAACAUUAGCUUAUUAUAUAUACGAUCUCAUUUCCCAAGGUCGACGACCGUUGCAUAUAAAAGAAAUCCAGCGUCGUAUACUCGAAGCAAUUGAGUUAAACAGUUUAGAAUGUUUGAAAGUACUUUGCGAGACGUACGAAAUGAGACCUAUCUCACGAAAGAAAAAUGCGGAUAUCGAACUGUUUUACCAGUGGUACGGUCUUGCUUCCUGGCCAUUGAACGAGCGUCCGAAAGAAACAGCUUUGCACGUCUUACCAAGCAAGUCCAAUUCUGAAAAAGCAAUGAAGGUUUUAGAUGAAUGCGGAUCGAAGUUCGUAACUGAUUUUUUGGACGUUGAGGAUAGUCAUGGAUCUACACCACUUCUUCGGGCAAUAAAGUGCAACAAUAUUGCAGUAGUCAAAUGGUUGUUACGUAAAAAGCCGAAUGUAAAUAAUAUAAACAAAAGAAAUGUACAUGACGAAUCUCCCAUUUAUGUUGCAGCCUUGAAUGACCAUGUCAAUGUUAUAAAAGAAAUUUUGGAAACGUGUAAGUGUUUAUACUGUUUUAUACGAAUAUAUUUAUUUUAACGGCGAGGAGAGCACAAACUGAGUAAGGAUAUUGAUGACUAUUGGUUUCCCAAAAGUUUGCAAUUAUUUGUGGUUUGUGAAGUGGACAGGAUUGCACAUUAGAGGGUGUACCCCCCCCCCCUCCCCCCAGCACUCGAAAAUCACAAAAGUUGGUCUCAGUUUUAUUUGCAACUGAAUUAGAAGUCGGUACCCAAUUUCUGCUAUGAGAACUGUUUAAUCACAAAACAGAAAUGUCUAGUGUAGACAUGAGCAAUUUUCUCAUCCAAAUUGUUCAAUCCGAUCUAGGAAAAUGCAGGAAAUGGCAUUUCCGAGCCUCAAUUGUGCAAAUUUUCCCGAGGGGAAUAUGCUGGACCCCUAGCUUUCACCACUCCUAUAUUUUUACUUUGUCAAAAAAUUAUUAUUUUUCAGGAAAAAUCGCUUGCAUCUUUUUUCUUGUUGUUUAUACCAAAUGUAUUCUUGGAAUAAACGUACAAAAAUACAACUGUGCGUAAAGAAUUCGAACUUUGCAAUUCCACUUUCUAUGAAUGCCUUAAAUUCUGGGGAAAACUUCAGGUUCGUGAUUUAACUAAUCAAAAUGCCUUAUAUAUCUAGAUUCUAAACCCGAAGAAUUACGCUCUAACCUUCUGGAAAUUAUGAAAAAUAUCGAUGGAGAAUUAAACAUUAAUGGUCAUUCAAUUCUUUACCCAGCCUCUCUGAGUGGCAAAUCAGAAGUACUAAAUCUAAUUAUGAAAGAAAAAUUGUGGGAGGAUUUCCUGAAACAGGAGAAACAGUUUAAGACUAUUGACCGCAAUAAGUGGCAAGAAUUUUUUUGCAAUGUUUGUGCUGCAGGAUGUAAAGAUCUUGCUAAGAUCAUUUUGUUAGACGAUCCUGAUCUUGUGAGAGGAAGCAAUGGAGAAAUGAGCCCUCUUAUGAGGUAAGAAGGAAAUUAAUGUUUUUAUUGUAAAUGUUGUAUGCGCGUAGAUCGUAGGGCGAAACCCGUGGCGAGGGUACCAAUUCUGCACGACACCAAGGGAAAGGAAAGCUAGCGGAUUGAAAAGUUCAUCAAUUAUUGCGGUCGGGCGUGGGUGUCAUUGGUGGUCAUCCCACUGAUCUAAAAAAUAUGGCGAGGUGCCAAGCAUUCAUGGUGUAACUUUAAGAAUGACAUUGGCUAAAUUUAAAAGUCUCCUUAAUCUGGCCCCUAGGUACCUAGGGCGAAAAGCUCCCCGAAGACGUGGCACCAUGCAUGGAAAAAGUUUAAAGAUUCAAUAAAUUUAUUAAAAAUAGUAGAUUUUAGUUUGACAAGGUUUUCAGAAAGAUUAAACAGUUUCUAAAGAAUCUAAGCAAAUAAAUAGUAUAGCAAUGAAGUAAGAAAAACUAAUGAUUUUUUGUGUAACAACAAUCAUGUUCUGUAACAAAUUUAAAUUAAUUAAGCUUAUGAUAGUCGAAUGAAACCACAUAUACCCAAGACACUGCACGGUCCUCCAAAUGACGAUUUAAAAUUGCAUGCAGUUGAACCGAAAGUGUAUAGAUUUAACUGUAACAAUCCUUUAUUCACAUUUUACAUGCAUAUAUGGGCGCAAAUGCCAGGAUCUGGCCGGUGAUCAGUUCAAUAUUUCGCUUUGGCAGUAUAUUUUAAUUUUUCCAUUAUUAGCUAUAUCAGAUAUAGUUCAACUGCAAGUCUGCAUGCAAUUUUAUCCGGUUGAGAAAGAACAUGCCCGUCAUUUUGAUUCGCAAACAAUUAGCGCUAUGAUCUAAAAUUGUAACCGACGUUAUGAUCUUAGUUCACAACCAUACACAGCCGAACCAUCCAUAUCAAUUGAUCAUUAUGUUUUAUGUUUUGUUAAUUUUCACAGGGCAGUUGAAGCAAAUCAACAAGAGAUCGUUCAGCUCUUUUUUGAUAAUAUACAGGAUGAAGACUUCUUAAAUGUCAUUAAAAGUUGUGACAAAUUGAACAGAAAUGUUUUCCACUAUGCUGUGAAGAAUUCAAAAGUUCUGAAAGAUCUUCUUGAUAAGUUUAGAGAGGUAGGAAUGUCUAAAACUGCUAAGUGAUUUACUUUAUACUGUCCGUAUAUAGCUUUAUUAGUUUUGUUUAAUAAAGGACAUUGGCAAUAAAAAAAUAUAGUUUAGUUCAUUUUAAAGAACUCUUAAAACUAUAUAUUAAAGUAAUUAAACUCUAUUAUUACUAAUUUUUUAUAUCGUGCUUAGUUUGCAAAAUGUUUUGACUGAAAAAAGUGAGCUGUUUGCUAUCUUGGAUUAUUAAGGAUAUGCAUGCAUUUUACGUCAAGAGAGGGGUCACGCUAAUAUGAUCCAAAACUUCGUUUCCUGUUGGUGUUUAAAAUUUAGAAAUAAUUAAAAAACAUUUCAAACAAUUUUGGAUUGAUACUCGGUCAUUUUAGAGUAGUUUUAAAUGGUUAACCCAACACGUGACGUCAUAAAAACCAUAGUUAAUUAAUGAGGUGAAGAAUAGUCCAAGAUGGCGGACAGCUCAUUAAUUAAUUCGGUCUAAAUAUUUCGAGAACUAAGGAAGAUAUGACAAAUCGGUAAUAUAGUUUAAUAUAUAAUUUUAAGAGUUCUUUUCAAUGAGACAAACUAUUUUUUUAUGGACAAUGUCCUUUACAACUGUGAUGUUAAAUUAAUUAUAUGUUCAGUGUUUAUACUUUAGCCGCAAACCAAAGUACCUGCAUGGGGGACACGUGCAGUGUUUGCUUAAGUAAAAACAUUUUUAACUAUUUUUCAUAUAUUAUGCGAAUCAGGUGAAAUUGUAUUAGAAAUUGCAUCCCCUGGCCAAGAUUCGAAAUUAUAAACGGCUUCAGUCACAAAAGCGAAAACCACAUACUGUAUGAACUGAGCACAUGCUGUGCCAUACAUGCAAGCACCAACGAAUGAAGACCAAGAAUUUUGCGUCAAGGAAAAUGUUUGUUUUGUGUUAAAAUUUUAAUCUUUUAAAUUUCGUAAAACGUAAAGUGGAGUGGAAAAACUGUUUACUGUCCGAAAAUCGGCCAACACACUUUACAGUUAAGUGAAGACAAUAAUUGGGCUGUUGAUGAAAUGGAUAAUGAUAAUUAAACUCCUAUAAAGCUCGCAUGCAGCUGUUGGAGCAUUUUCAGAAAUGUAUUAGCCUAACUUUACCUCUAUUUGUUAAUAUUCUCAUGCCGCCUAUGCACACUUUAUAUAGUUAAGCAAAGAUUAUGAGGAAGACUAUGGGGCUAUUAAUGGAAUGGACAAUGAUGAUAACACUCCAAUAAAGCUCGCAGCUCUUGAAAACCUUGAAGAGGUAUAUAAUUAUCUAACUGUGCAUUACUAUUUUAGGAUAUUUUCAAGUAAAGAAAUAAAAUAUUCCAGUUGGCAGUCCAAUCGAAAUAAUUUAGAUUUUGUUGGAACUUCAUUCUACUAUAUAUGUGUCCAAUUAUUUAUCUCACAUUAAUUUUUUGCUACUCGCACUUAACACAAUCGUUUUGUCAAUACGUUUAAGGCGUGCUGUAAUAUAAAUGUCUUCGUUUUCUGAUAGAGUUUUGAAAUGCUGUUAAACUACGCCACAAGCGAAGAGGAUUUAUUUUCCGCUAAUCUCAUUCACACUUUGAAAAGCAAGGUAAUUAGCGCCACCAAGAGAUUACGUUUUCUUUUCGGCUUGUUUGUAUGUGUGUGUAUUAUUUUGUCAAUAACUUAGGCACUACCCUAGGGCCUGUUUAUAUGAUCCCGCCUAGACGGGACGGGACGUUUUUAUCCCGCCUAUAGACGGGAAACUCGCCUAGUGUUUAUAUGGACAAAAUACUUUGCCGGGAUGAAGCCAUUUAAGUGCUUGACGUCAUAUUUUUGUUGCAAAAAAGGCAUUUACGCAUGUUCAAAAGGGAAAAGUUCAUCCCGGGAUGAAGUGUUUACAUUUUGUUUAUAUGGGAAUUUUUUAUCUCGUUUAGCCGGGACCCGGCAUCUGUUGCCGAUAUCCCGUCUAGGGAUAAGUGGCGGGAUCAUAUAAACACUCUUUAGAAUUUGUAUUACGAGCGGGAUCUCGGUAAGCAUCCCGUCCCGCCUGGCUGGGAUCAUAUACUGUAAACAGGCCCUCAAUUCGAGAACGAUCAACUAGUUUGAAAUGCAAAUUUGAGGAGCUAUUAAAUGGCAAUUUGAAGAAUGCAAAUUUGUGAAUUGACAAGUGUUAUGGGAUGUUUUUCCCUUUUAAAAAAGACGCGAGACUCGGCGAUAAAAAGCAAACAAGGCGGAAAAAUAUGGCUGAAGUAGUUGGGAAAUUUGCUUUCAAGUUUUAAGGCCAUGUUACACGGUGCAAUUUUUCUUGCAACUUGCAAUGCAAUUCUACUCUUGAGAGAUAUAAAAUUACCAAAUACGAGUCUUCAUUACACUCCGCUGAUGUUUUCUCAACAUAUCGAAAAUUCUUCACAGAUUUCGUAAUUAACAUCUCUCUAGAGUAGAAUUGCAUUGCAAGUUGCAAGAAAAAUUGCACCGUGUAACAUAGCCUUUACACUAACAAAAUUUUUAAUUCUACCUAUAUUGGUUCCCUGAAAUAGCAUUUUUAGGCGAUUUCAGUCAUUUUGAAGCUUUGUUAGACAGUUAGUUAGUUAAAGGAUAAUACAGGUCCUAGACUAAAUAAUUUUUUUUGCGUAGCAUGUAUAAUUUUUGCUUUGACUGUAUUUAAGAUAAUGCAUGAUUUACUCCACAAUUAAAUCGUGCGCAUAUGCUUAACUAUUCGAUAGUUUUCUUAACUUUUGUGCUUAAGUUUGGUAUUCGACAAUUUUUCAAGAAAUGUUUACACACCUCCCGGUCUUAAACGAUAAUUUUCAAUUUAAUUUUUUUUGUUUGUUUCAAUUACCUUAAAUAAUUAAAUAGCCAUGUUUUUGUUUACAAUUUAGCAUUUAAAUUUCUCGCCAUUUUUUUAUUCACGCGCAUACGCAAACGUUUUUUUGCGGUGUUAGGUUAGGCCUGUUUUAUAUGCAUGUCGAAUUUAGAUCGCGUCGAAUCAUAGGGUCGAAUGUAAUUAAAACACUAGAUAAUGAAGAUUGAGGUCUAUCGUCUCAUUAUCUAUUGUCUUAAUUGCAUUCGAUGCGAUCAAAAUUCGACGUAUAAAACUGGCCUUUACUCACACUCAACACACUUUACUCAACCUCAGUCUGAUUGAAGCUUCUCUUGAGUGUCAAAUCUGUUUUUGAAUAGCUGCAGGGUGGGUAGUCACACAGUAAGGUAUGAUACUAGCCCUCCAGCUACUCAAAAACAGGAAUGACACUCGAGAGAAGAUCACAUGCAUUGAAUUUCCACUCAGUGAGUGUGAGUGUGCUUUUAGAAUAUAAGCGUUGGUCUUCCAAAAUCUGUUGCUUAAUUGUACAAAACAAUAAAUUACAGAUUUAUAAUUCUUAACAAAAAUUCAUAAAAAAAAUACAAAGGAAAUCAUAUAAUACUUUUUGUUUGUGGAAACACCACGUAAUAAACACAAACUUAUGAACUAAUUACCGUGAAACUAAUUACCGUCAACGAGCUCGUUGAUGCGAAAUCCUGAUGAUUUACAUUACAUUUCUGGGCAUAUCGGUGAUUUAUUUUAAGAUCUCCGGUUUUAUGUACCAGCACACCUAAACACUGUCACUGAGCAAUUGGGAUCGCCCGAUUGAUACAUGAACUCUGAAAUGUUAUGCAUAAUUUUACAUGAAUGAUAAUAAUACUGAAAUUAAGUGAUCUGAGUGUUUUAACCUAUAGCAUCCGAAUUGCUCAGUGAUCAACGUGCUAUAGUACGUUAAAGGCCUUUUCCAUUGUAAGGUACCAUUUGUCCCGAGUGGGCCGGAGCAAUGCGACUGUAAUGGAAAAAGGCAUGAAAACAGAUGCCUUAUUAGAUUCGAUUGCAACAGGCGAUACUUAUAAUCAAAUUUUUAGCAAGUGAUUCGAUAUAAUUUGGACACAAGUAAACUAUAUUCCCGGCUGCAUUGCUGAGGUAACCAGCGACAUGUUCAUUAUAAGUUCUAGUAAUCUUCCAUUUAUUAAUUAGGUUCUAAAGAAGCGUCUUCGUAGCUGGAAAGAAAACGAUGCCGACGCAGUGGCGACUCUGCUGAAUGGAGAGCACGAGAAACAUCAACCGUUCUUGGAGGCCGCUAAGGCAGGAAACGAAGAUUUAAUAAAGUUUUUCUUGGAACAAAAUGCGAAUCCUUUACAAGUGACGUAAGUAGUAAUAUAUAUAUACAGGCCGAUCAAUCCAAAAUUUUGAGGUGUAAGGAAAUGGAUGAAGAUAUAUAAUAGAUGGUGAAGGAUAGGUGGAGGGAAGUGGAGGACUCAUUACAUAUGCAUGACGUCACUUAUACCGGGUGUCUCAAAAAAAAGUAUCGGUGUUUCAUUUGUUAUACCGUUAAAACUGGACAAGGAGUUUCAAUCAAAUAGACUUCAGUGAAUUCAGAAAGGCCUAACUUAAAUUUUGAUAUAUGACUUGAAAAUAUUUGAGCAAUAUUGAAUGAAAUACUACAGUUUCAUUUCGAAGAAGCGAUUUUGAAAAUGCUUAAAAUUACAUUAAAUCGGCCUUUUAAAUUAACAUUUAAUUUAAUGCUGUUCUUGUCAACACGACGCACGAUAAAUAAUAUUUACACAUUCGAUGAUUUAUUCAUCUGAAAAAGCAUGUCCUUGAACACUUAUACAACGUCGUGCUUUGUUAACCAUGCCAGAUAAAGCGCUUUGUAUCAUUUGUGCAUCUAAAUUUUGGCACGCUAAGAUAACUGGCUGGAGGAGCUGACUCAAAUUCCUAAUCUGCUACUCAUGCGGGACGUUCCACAUUUGUUGCUUCAAUUCGAACUUAUUAAUUGCCUUUGGCAUUCGAAUUUUUCAUUUCCCACGAGGCCAAAAGGUCAAAAUGUUUUAUGUAAACAAUAAAAUAAUACAAGAUUGAAGCUAACUUCUUUAAAAUUUUCAAUUCUUCCGAAAAAAUAACAAAUGUCUUCAAAGACAUUUAAUAGGCCGUUUUAGUCGAUUUUUUCGCCAAUUUUCAAACCGAACUUUGACUAAAAACAUUUAUAUCUCGCCCAAUAUGAAAUUAAUGCUCUAGCACUGUAUACCAAAUUUUAGGUUAGCAUUUUCUUAAUACUAUAAACAUGGGCGUACCGGAAGGAAAAAAUUAGGGGGGCGGAAAGAAAAUUGCCCGACUUUUCGAAUUCUGCCCCCCCCCGGUCGCCAAAAAAAUUUCGACCAGUAUACCAUUUUAGGGGUCAAAAAAUUUUUCCGGACAACCAAUUUUUUUAGGAAGAUAACACAAAUUUUCGAAAAAUCGCAAAAUUUGCCAAAAAAUUGACUUAAUUUUAGACAAAAUUGACUUAAUUUUAGACAAAAUUGACAGAAUUUCUCCCAUUUUUUUUAUUGCAAGCCAAAAUUGCCCGACUGUUGAUCGAAUAUUGCCCGACUGCCCAAAAAACUGGGGGGGCUACCGCCCCCCCCGCCCGGUACGCCUAUGACUAUAAACCUAUUUUCUUAAUACUAUAAACCUAUCUGAAAGCCAUACCUGCUAUAGUUUUUACAUUAUGUUAAAUCAAACACCGAUACUAUUUUUGGAGACACCCGGUAUAUGCAAUGUCGUCAUAAUAGACGCGUAUGUCGUCAUAAUAGAAUCAGUAUGGUUGCAUGGCUAUCAUCACAUUAGCCUAAGCAUCUGUAUAAAUUUUGGCCACAUUUGGUUGAGCGUCAUUUCGCUAUCCAAGGAAUGGCGUGCAAGCAUGGAAAACCAACAACUUCUUCGGCUACAAAACAUGGCACAUUUUGAAGAUUGUUACAUGCAUACGAAGGCUGUUGGUGCUUUCCGUAGGGACCGUUGUGUAUAUCAGAUUUCGUGUGCCGGCCCUACGCAUCAUAAACCGUUGCGAAACGUUUUAUGGUUAAAAACAAAAUGAUGCAAAACUACGGGCGACCAUACUUUAUACAGAUCGAGAAUUCUUGCAAAUUUUGGCAACAGGGAAAUGUAUUUGAAGGCCAAACUAAACUGUCUCUUUUACUCAGUGCUGCAUGCCCCAAGGGAAACGAUACUUCACCUCGUGUGAUCAACACUGGCGUCGUGAUCUUCAUCAGUAAUCCACUUCAAAAACAUUUAAUAGUACUAAAUAUAAUCCUAAUGGCGCGAAAUUUAAAAGUUUAAAAACGCAAUUUAAGUUUGUGGGCGAGAAAUUUGUUGUGUUUUAUCGAUGGUCUAAAUAUCAGAAAAUUUACUCAAUUUUAAGUCUUUUAAAUAAGUAAAUAGCUGCUGAAACUGUCAUUUUUUGGCACUAAUGCUUAUCACGCAUUUACAUAAUUUGCAUAUUUUUUUGCGUGUGUUGGUGGUAUGUACUCAGGUGAAUAUAAUGUGAAUAUAAACUUUCAAAUUUCCGACAUACCACUCCAUUUGCACUCGAAAAGACGGUUUUUAGCUUUUUUAGGCCAAAAUUUCCGAAAAUUCGUCAAUUUUCCGUGAAGGUGGGGGGGGGGGGGGGGGGGGGCGCUCCCUGCCCCACCAAGAUUUCCGCCACUGGGUAUGUAUCUUGGCGUCUUUUUAGGACCGGUAUAUGGUGUCUGAACAGGGGCUUCUGAACAGGGGGAUGAUUCUGGAAAAGCCAUCUUAUUUUAAAAGCCAAAAGCCGAUUUAGGUGAUGAGAAAAAAGUUUGCUUUUCCAUACAGCUGUAAACGAUUUCUUGCAUUGGCUGCUCGAUAUCAAUCACCCUUGCAUUUGCAAGCGAUGAUUGUUGAUAAGACUGCGAAAACUUUACUAUUCCUUAAACCUCCCCGAGAAGUAUGUUGGUCUUAAAGAGUCGAUCUUGGUAAUUUGUUGUAGAUUGAUUUUAAAUGUUGUUUACCGGCGAAAAUGAUGAACUUUGUCUUGUCAUGUAUGAUUGAGCGUGAGAAGGUUUCUGUUAAGAUAAUUGGAGAGAGAUUGAAGGUCGGAGUUCAGUUUUGACUAAAGUUUCAAAAUAUUGUCCGCAAAGCAAUAAACUGAGUGCGCAUGCAUAUCAUCAGCCGUAAGGUAUUGCUUCCUAUAGUCGAACAGGAUGCAGGUAUUCCGUAUAGACACUCAAUUAAUCGUUUGGAUAGCGAAAUGACGCUCAAACAAUUUUGGUCAAAAUUUAUAUGGAUGCUUAGAGUAUGGAUAGCUAGCCUAAUGAUUGUUUCGUCCGAACUUGUGCAGUCAGAUCGGCAUAUAUUACUACCAAAAAAGUAAGAGUUAGUUAUAUUAGUAGCUGAUCGAUUUUUUCUGUGCACGUAAAUGAUUCAACAAAUACAUAUAGUUCAGGAUUGUUCUUAAAUGGAACCUUGACACAAUAUUACGAAUAAAAGUCAAACUAACUCGCUACUGACUAACGUACGAAGGCUUUUUAUUGGAAGCGUCGGUUAUUUCUUCCAAGUAGUCAUGACCGAAACGAAGACAGUUUACUAUUAUUGGUUUUGACACUGAAAGCAUAAAACGAAAUCUCUGAAAACUUGUUUUAAUUCUUAUACAUACAGUAUACACUGCAAUAUAUAUUAUGGAUAAUAUCAGUCAGUACGGAUCCGACUGAGUUAAGAAUGUUCGUAUAUUCGCAAAUGUGGUUUCCUUUGACAGUUGACAUCCAUUUGCAUGCAUUCCAUAUACAUGUGUUUUUUCGUAUUUCGGAACGUGUCAUUUCUCUUUGUUCUCAUGUAUAUACCUUUCCUUCUAUGGCAUUUCGGGUGUAAAAUAUAUUCAGGAUUCAUCAAUGGGACCUUCAAAUAUUUUCUUGAAAAUAAAGGGAAUAGAUAUUGACAUUAACCCAAGAGAAAAACUAAUCUCAUAAAAGUUUCUUUAAGUAUAUUCAUGGCUGAAAUUUUAACGCGAGUAACUAUACGUUUAUUUAACACCAAUGAAACUGGUUGCGAUUAUGUAUUUACUUUGUCACGAACACCUUGCUCCUUUGGCCGAUAUAGGCAUGAUCGUGGCGAAACUGCGCUUCACCUUGUUGUACUUUCUGGAAACCUUAACGUCUUGAAGUACUUGCUGAAGAAAAAGGAAUUCCUAGAAAUGAUUAAUUCCACAGACGAAGAAAACAUCUCUUGUGCUGGUUACGCCACACAGAUCGGUCAUGCGGAAAUUCUAAGAUUUCUGCAUAAGAAGGGCGCAAAAAUGAAAAGUGAUAAGAAAACGGGAAGACUCAACAUAUUAGAUUCUGCAUAUGGUUAUUUUAAAUGGUGCGAAAAUUCUAUUGAAGAACUUAUUGCCAUUUGUACACCUCAAGAGCUUAAAGAGGUAAUAAUAACUUUAUUAUAAAAUAUUAAUAAACGGCGUUUAUUUUCGGCCCCGUCUUAUCCCUGUUCGAAAUUUGAAUAGAUUCUGCCUGUUAUUUGCAUUCUUAUUGAUAUCUUAUAUACACUAGAUAGUGCAUCUAAUUAUUUUGCAAUUCAAAAAUUGAAACCAUGAUUGCAGACUCGGGAUAUUUUCAUGGAAUGAGAAGACUCGUAUGUUUUCUAUUUCUUAAACAGGGAACAUAAACAUUAAGUUAAACCUAUUCCAAAUACAUUUUCAAACUAUUCAAAUGAUGAAAGUUAUUGUUGUUUUUUAAGCGUUUACAGUAUAAGCGAGUGGGAAACUCCAACAUGGCCGACAACUAUUCAAAUGGGGUAACCGCUGGAAUAUUCUUGGCUUCAAUUUUACUGAAAGAGAUGCGCUAUCUAGUGUAUAUAAGAUAUAUGUAUGUAGUGUAUAUAUAUAUUCUGAUUUACAUAAACUUCAGCUUUGAUUUUCUCGGCUUAGACAAUGUUUAUUUUUAAAAUUACUUCGCUAAUGAACUCAUAAGAUGGGUUGUUUUUUAAGCACGUUAAAACAUUUGCAUCCGAUCUUUAUCUGAUAUACAAACUCUCGCCUUUGUCUCGAGUUUGUACAUCAGAUAAUUAAAGAUAGGCUGCUCAUGUUUUAACAAGUACUUCAGUAAAACAGUAAUACUCGUCAUGCAGGCAGUAAUGGACACCAUGAAAGAGCUUGGUACUCUAUUACAAAACAUUAAUACUGAUAAUAACAAUCUUUUCAGAAAUAACGUUUAAAUGUCUUUCAGUAGUACGAGCGUUUUGACUCGUAUUUGUACAUCUUAAACUACAUAUUUACUUAUCUUUGCAAGGAUGAAGAUCCUGGUUUAUGCAUCAACAUCCUUGCAUGAAAAUUAAUAAACGUGGUGUUUUUCACAGACAUUGGACAAAAUAAUGCAUAUAUUCUAAGGAAUAACUUUGGUAUUUUUAGUUGUUUGAGGACUCAUAUUUUGGUGCUGAUCAUAUUAUGUCUAAGCUUAUUGAAGAAAUACCGAACGUUGCCAAGAAGAUUUUUGACCAGUGCAUUUACAAAAAGCUAGAAUUUACGUAUAGCCACCGUUCGCCUGGGGAAAUUAAAGCCAGAAAAAGGGUGUUAUACAACUUCUAUCCAUUCAAACGAAAAAAACGUAAGUAUCAAUAGACGUAUAAUUAAUUCAAUGGGAAAUUCCGUAGUCUAUAUUUCUCAUUUGGUUGGGAGAAGUUGACAAGUUUUAUGAAUAAAAUGCAAAUUGUCCUAAAAAUGCCUCAGUCCAUUAUACUUUUGGAUUCUUACUAUAUUUGCUUUAUAUAUAUAUAUAUAUAUAUAUAUAUAUAUAUAUAUAUAUAUAUAUAUAUAUAUAUAUAUAUAUAUAUAUAUAUAUAUAUAUAUUGUUUUACCUGAAAAACCACAACAGUCUGUUUCAUCCGUGUAGAAAUCAUCAGGUGGAUGAAACGGAUGAAACAAACUGUUGUGGUUUUUUGAGGUAAAACGAAAAAGAGAGAGGGAGAGUGCCUUCAUUAUAUAUAAAAUAAAAAAUAAAUCAUUAACGCAUGUGCAUGCAAUUUCAAUUCAUUUUUUGUAAUGUGUGUUAUAGCAUUGUCAGCUACAAAACCUAAAGUGAAUGUUAGAAUCGUGAACCGUUAAUGAAAAUUGUUUUCAAAAACUCAUUAAUAAUUCAUGAAGCAAUUAUCCAAUCUUGAGUAAGAAAUUAGUCACGUGCAUACGUCUUUAUACCAGCUAAAGAACAUUUUAACAAAAAACCAUUGUUAUGCAAACUAUAUAAAGAUUUUUAUAUAAAGAUUUUUAUAUAAAGAUUUUAAUAUAAAGAUUUUUAUAUAAAGGUUUGACUUAUUAUGCAAAUGUUUUUGAAGUCAUUUAAAAAACUCGCAGGUCGUGUUUUAUUAGGUCUAAAUCCACUCGCGCUGCGCGCUCGUGGUUUUAAACCUAAUAAAACACUCCUGCUCGUUUUUUAAAUAGUACAUAAAUAAUUUCAUUUUUCUUUUUCGUUAAUUAAGGCGAUGGUAAGCUUGAAGCAAUUAAAAGCAUGGUUGAUUUCAAAAGAGACAGCCUGUUGGACCAUUCUUUGGUUGUACAGUUCUUAAACCAGAAAAUGAAUUCUCCUAGCAUUCGAAAAUGGUUUAUUUUGAACUUUCUUCUAUAUGUUAUGUUUCUGCUCACUUUAACAACAUAUGGCGUCAUUCAACGUCACGGUAAGAACAUUAAAAUGCUUUCAUAUAGGCCUACAUGUUUAUAUUCCCCGAGUUAAAUAUACUUAAUUAAAUAUGAGAAUAAUAUAACCAUCUGCCUUACAAGGGUGGGUUGACUACAAAAUUUUUGUAGUUCGCUAUAACUACAGCUACUUCAAAAAUAUGUAGUCAGCUACAACUACUGCUACUUUUGAACAAAGGUAGUUCGCUACUGACUACAGCUAUACUGCUUAAAAAAUGUAGUGAACUAUUUCGCUAUUUUGCUACGCUAUAUUUUUUAGUACAAAGCAAUAUUUUGUAAGCACUACGUGCUACAGUGUUUAAGAGUACAAAUUGACUAUUGAGUAUUGAUUUUAAGCAAACCGUGUCUCAAUAUCAUGCUAUUCUAUCAAGUUGCUAACAAUUUUAAAAAGUAGCGAAUAGCGAUUUGCUGUUUGAAAAGUAGUCAACUACUCGGCUAUACUUUUAGGCAAAAUGUAGUUCGCUAUAACUAUAUGUUACUGUUUUAAUAAAGUAGUUGAAAGUUGUAGUUUGCUACAGUAGCGAACUACAACUACUUCACUACUAUACCCACUAACCCACCCUUGCUGACUUAACAUUCCUUUAUCCCGAAUCUUAACGAAUCGUUUCAUUAAUACAACUCCCGAAAUAAUUAAAGUAAUUAACAUAAUUAAGGUAGUUCUCUACGUGUAAUAGAUAGCUUACACCCGUUUUCAAAAUUACACGACCUCCCUGAAAAAUACUCUUACUUCAAAUGUCAGUUUUAUGUCACAAGAACUGCUAAAAAUAGCAACCGUAAACAAACUGUCGAACGACAUUCUAAACCGUAUUUAAUACCAAAACUGAACAAAAAUGAGUUAGAUAACUUAGAUAUACAAACUAAAGCACAAUACAAGCCAUCACAACAGAAAUAUUUGCCGUGAAUGACUUUCAAAGUUUGAAAAAUAACAAUUAUCCUCGAAUUUAGCUGUCAGUAUAAAACACGUGCGCUAGACUAUAACGGUGAUGUUGUGAUUUUGUCGUGCUUAAAUUUUGCAAUAAUUCUCACUAAAAUAUCUUGAAAAUCAUCGUAAGCCUGUUUAUAUAAAGCAUACAAAGCAUAUACAUCGACAAGAAACCGCAAAACUCAAAGUUUGAACUUCGUGACCCAAUGACAUAAAACUGACUUGUCAAUUACUCUAGCAUUUUCGUCCUUGGUCGCGUAAUUUUGAAAACGUGUGUAAAACCAUAAUUGCAAAUGUGCGUAACCUUCUACUGCGGGAAAGACUGCAUGUCUGGACACAAAUUUAAUGUACUAACGUGACAUUUGGAAUUCGAAAAGUUAUCAUAUAUAACUAGAAAGGAUAACCCAAGCAGUUAUCUUUCCUGGAAUAAAUUUUUUAUUGAUAAAAUAUUUUUUAUUUCAGGAGAAGCAACUGCUUGGGUUAUCUCCCGGUUUUAGGACGACUUAUGAAAAAUAUAAAAAUUUUCAAAUUUUUAGAUUUCUAGUAUUUGAAAAACUUCAAUUGUUUCGAAGUUAUGAGAGUUUAAAAAUUGUAAAAUCUAACUGUAAUAUUAUUAAUCGAACUUUGUGACUUUUAUAUAGGUUGAUUGAAACUAGAGUUGCUUUUAUACAAAAAAUCUUGUGAAUCUAUUUUCAAAAUUUUACUAUUUUUUUAGCAAUAAAUACAAUUUAAUUGAAUAUAAUUUAAACAGGUUUAGUGCAGAGUAGUUCUUUAUGUAGAUAUAUUUUCUAAGUUCUUCUCUACCAAAUUAUCAAGCCUUAAUACACCCUUCCAAAAGUACGUCACUUUGGCUAUAGAGCCUUGUUUUCGUGUGUCUGACAUCAGUUAAAGUCCGCGUCUCAAGGUGACGUACUUUCCGGAAGCGUGUAUUAUACGUGUAAUCGAAGGUGUCGUUGAAGGAAUUUUUUUUUAAUUUGAUUUUUAACGUUUCUCACAUUGUAAAACAAUCGCAUUGAUAGAAUUUUUUUUUAAAUGAAGAAAUAAAACCAUUAAAUCAGUACUCCCAGUACGAAAUUUUAAAUUUUACCCCUAGAAAUUUUUAAAAUGAAAUGAAAAGGACAACCGUAAGGUUUCUUCUAUGUACGCUAUUGCCAUGGUAAUUUCAAAACAUGAAUCUCUUGAGCACUAUCUAUUAUAAUGCAAAAACCUGGAGGAACCAUUUUAAAUAACUCAAUUUAACUCACUUAAUUAGCAUAAUCUGUUGGAAAAAUGUUAUCAUACAAUACGUGGUUAUAAAGCGAUCAAAACGUUCACGGAUUUUAUUUCAAACCGCUACUGAAACUUUUCCCUACCAUUCUUUUCAGUAGCUCGCUACUUCAGCCUAGUGCAAACGUUUUCAGAAAUUAAAAUUCUACUGAAUUUCAGAAUAUGUAUAAAUAAAAACAAUGGAAUAUAUAGAUUAAAAUUUUUUGCUUAAAGAGUAAAAAUUUGACUAUAAUAAAAAGAUAAGUUAUAAUAAUUAUUUUUCUUUUUUGUUACUAGAUGUACACAACUUGAAAUCACCUGAAAUGAUUGUAUUAUCCUUUUUUAUUUUGACGAUAUGUGCUUUUCAUUUUAUAAAAGAAAUACUUCAGGUUUGUAUACAUAUAUAGUACUAGAAAUACUUCAGGAUUGUACACAUGUAUAUAUAUAUAUAUAUAUAUAUAUAUAUAUAUAUAUAUAUAUAUAUAUAUAUAUAUAUAUAUAUAUAUAUAUAUAUAUAUAUAUAAUUUAUUUUUAAAUGUGAGACUUUUUUACUUUAUAGAUAGUGAUAAAUCAGACCAAUUACAUGCAUGAUUUUGAAAAUUAUAUCGAGUGGGUGAUGUAUACUUGUGCUGUAAUUUACGUGGUACCUGUUGGAAAUACAAAAGCAGACGCGCAGAUUGCAUGUGGAGCUACCGCACUGUUUCUUGGUUGGAUUAACUUCUCUUUGUUCUUGAAAAGAUUUUCGUUGUUGGGAAUCUACAUUAUUGCCGCAAAAAGAGUCUUUCUUACCGUGUGCAAGGUACGUUUAUAUAUUGCAUGUGUAGACGGCAAUCCUCUGCGAGGUAAAACACCGACAUGCAAUAUAAAAUGUCUUGAUACUCAAUCUUUGCGUAAAUUCCAAGUGUACUGACCGGGUUGAGCUACCCUGGACACCAGAGCCUUCAGUAAGUAAUAAAUUGAAACGUCGUGAAGGCUCUGGUUCAACGGGAGGAUUCUUUGAUUAAACCGCGCCAAUCACAAAACAGAAUUAGUGGUUUUAGUACAGAUUCUGUACCAUAAAACCACUAAUUCUAGCUGUUUUGUGAUUGGCGCGGUUUAAUCAAAGAAUCCUCCCGUUGAACCUGCAGAGCCUUCACAACGUUUCAAUUUAUUAUUUACUGAAGGCUCUGCAUGGAAUCCUGGGUAGAGUUGAGCCACAUGUGAACAAACUAACAAAUAUUUUUUUGGCCUCGCGUUGCGACUUUGUCUUUCUCGCUACGAACGUAUAAAGCAAAUGUAAGCCAGUGCAGUAUGUAAAAGGUGGCUCCUCUAUCGAUUGGCAGGUCUGGCGUAUAGGUGCAGGGUUGUAUGCGAUUCUUUCGUGUAUUAGGCAAGUGGCACACCUCUUCAAAUUAAUGCGAAUACCUGAAUGCAUAUUUUCUUGUGAACAUCUUGAAUAACUAUAGAUCAGAAAAGUGAUGUUUUGAAGGAAGCAAGACUGGGUUCUUAGAAGAUUCUGGGAUUAUAACGUUGUUUAUUAUCCUUUACACCUUAAGAUGUGUUGGUCAUCUAAAACUAAACCGAACCGUACUAUACGUAAGGUGAUGUACAAUUACAAUCACGAUUGUCCUCAACAAAAUUUAAUUCACUUUGAAACGGUGACAUUUGGAUUGUUCGUAUCCCCAUUGGCUCCACUUAACUAUAAUCUCGAUUGCUAUGAGUACUUUGUUUGGUGAUUUAUUCAACCGUUCUUCUGGCUCUUUUCUUCUUUAGCGCAUGAAAAAAUCGCACUACGUAGGUUCUUACCCGUAAUAAACGUGCAUGUUAACGUGCUGUAAGAGGUACAGCUAAUGAUCUUGUCCAGAUUAGCCUCUGGUGCUCGAUAAUGAUCAGUAUUCGCGAACGAGUGAGUGACGGUCUGGGGGUUCUUUAUAAUUUCUUUAAUAGCUUUCUCUGGAACGUCUAUGUACCUGUUGGAUUCACAGACCACAAUUUUUUGAAUUGGCAUAGAAAUUCGGAACCAUUCUACCGCACCGUGUUGGCUGCAAGUUCCUUUCCGUUCAAACCCUUUCGUCAGCCGGCGUAUAUCUCGAACUCGGUACUCGAUAUACUGUUUCCAACUCUUGACGUUCUUUGUUCAGUAUAAUACAGCGAUAGAAUCUACCCAAUAAAACGUUACUUUGUAUAUCUUGUGAUCGAGACAAGGAUUCUUUGAUGGUGCAAAAAUGAGAGCUCGAAGUAGUUCCAGACGGGAUACUCUGUUUCUUCGUCGGGGAAACUGGGUUUUUGAUGGUAUGAGCUUGACUGCUACGUACAUGUCCAUCCUCGUAGCUUUACCCUAGAUAAUUUACUGCUGCAAAUGCUUGACGCAUCGCUGCAUCCAUAGAGUUGGAUUUCCUUUGGCUUGGAUCUCCCAUCGAAAUAUAGCAUCCAAGUAUCCUAACCUUCGCUAAAUAUUGUAAAUUAGACACAAAAGAAUUAAAUCUUUCUUGUGUAGUUUCCUGUAACUCUUCAUCCCAGUCGAUCUUGUCGCAGCAGGGUAUCUGGAAUAUCGCUUUCAAUCGAAAUAUGAAUGGAAUAAGGAAACCCAAAGGGUUGAAGAUCUUGGCCGUCAGUUUUAGCCUCUUUGCGAGUGGUAGAGACAUGGCAUAAGCUCAGGGUAUCGAUCUUGGCACGAAUGCAAGUAUUGGUUGCACCAAAAAUCACCGGUAUUGGGCGGAGACGUCCAAAUAGCAGGUGGCAAAAUCUCAAAUGUUUGAUGGUCGAAUGCAGCCAGAGAAAACAAACCAUAUUUCGGUCACUUGGGUUGAUUCUCACCAUGAGAAAAGAUUUUGGAGGUCGGCCGAUAUUGCAACUUCAUUUUACCGAAACUUUAUUAUACUCGUUAAGAAGUUCAGGUUUCUUUCUUAAUUUGUACUGCAGAGAUUUCAGCCGAUUAGAAUAAUUGUAAUCCGUUGAGACAUCCAGUUACUCUACCUUCCAGAGUUAAGACACUUCGUAACGGCGGUUGCAUGUCAUAUAUUAUAAUUGAUCUUCUUCAUGCAGGAAUGACUUUGGUAGCUGGUUUAUGGUAGAAUCGUCACUGUCUCAAACUCCGAUUGACUCAGCUUUCCAGAAUUGUUUGAGCUUAGAUUUUAACUCAUCAUUCUCAUGGGCAAACGAUAGCGGUUUCCAGCUUCCCCAGAUAUUAUAAUCAGAUUAGUCGCAUACGCAUCAAGCGAAUUUGUUGCUGCGCCGCCAUUGACGGGGCCCGACAAAAGCCAUCCAUGCAAUCUUACUGUUUACCGUUGCAGGCUUAUUGUCUCUUCGAAUUAUUUCUCCCGUAUAAUAAAGUUCCAAUAAUAAUCCGAUCCUAUCAGAACAUCAGUAGAAUCACAUACACUCAUGACCAUCAAAUUCACUGAUCUGCUAGCGCAAGAUCUUCGCCGGAUACGCAUUAAUAUCCACUACCUUAAAGGUCUGAUUCCAUGGGCGCUUUUUCUCGGCGAAAUGCGAAAUAUUUCGCCUGUUUCUUUUGAAUUGUGGGCAAUCAAGUAGAAAUAAUUUAUUGGAGUGGUCGCAAUUCAAAAGAAACAGGCGAAAUAUUUUGCAUUUCGCCGAGAAAAAGCGCCCGUGGAAUCAGGCCUUAAGAGGCAAUGAUGAACAUAUAUGACUGGAAAACGUACGGCAUGUGGAAAACUUAAAUUGCAACAAUGCAUUUUCACCGUCCCCCUUAGUUAGGCUUAAUUUCAUUGCAUCACAAGUUUUUUGAGCGUGGUCGUCACCAAACGUGUUCAACCGUGGUCAACGUUUGUUGAAAUCACAUUGUCAGUGCUUGUAGCAACACAUUGAGCAGUUUGAAGUACGACGGCUUUCCCCUUGCAAGAUGUGCUCGUUGCACUCGUCGCUGCAUGUCGUAUCUUCACCUGGAUUAUCAUGCAACCUUAGUCUGAUUUGAGGCAUUUUUUCUUUUGCUGGAUCCGCUGGUUUUAGGUCGUUUGCUGUGAUCUCGAAAAGUGCAUAGAAAACGAUUUUCAUUAAGCAUGUAAUAUUUUUAUGGGAACUAACACUUUCGAAAACGCUGAGUUGAAAUCCGAAAACUUCCCGCACCGCUAUUUUAUCACAAAUCUCUAUUUUAACCACAAGCCGCUAUUUUAUCUUCACUAAUUUCACACAAAUUUUUUUAUUUUUUAACGACACGGAUGGAUGAAGACACACGAUUGCAUAACUCAAAAUGACUAAUUCCUAUGAACUAGUCUCUACAUUGAACAACAGACCGUUUUGCUAGCUUGGAUCAUUUCGAGUUAUGUAAUUUUAAGCGCGUUGGACGUAAACAACAUAUCCUUGUCUAUAGAACUUUGGAAAGGUGCCGAUAUGGCUUUGUAAAAUCCUCAGUUCUGGCUGUAUCUCUAUAAAGUCCAAGGACGUCAAUGUUAUGUCGUUGGGUUAUAUCUCUGGGAUGAGAAAUAAUUGCCAAUUAUACAUGCGAUCAAAAUGUUUUAUACAACGAUGUAAAACGUUAAUCUUAUGGAAUGGGUCAGCAUUUCCAUUUCCAACACAGUUUCUGAGAUGCAUGCGCAAUUCAAGAGAUAACUUAUUAUUGCAUUUGAACUAUUAUAUCAGUUUGUGUUAUUCUGUGCGAUAAGCGAAUAUUAUUGGAAAGAAGGCUUUCACACAUUUCUCCACUUCGUGGUAAGUUUACAGAACAGAUUUUAUAGCUAAGCAUUGCUAAGCACUGAUCUUUGUCUUUGAUGUGAACAUUUCUUCUAGUUUAAGGUUAUUCACUAUAUUGAUCCUGUCGUAAUAAUAAUAAUAAUAUUUAAUAUUUAUAUUGCGCAAAUUAACAUGUUAUAGUAUAUGAUCAAAUGCGCAUAAUGUGCAUAUGUCGUAAGCUUCUACUAGCAGCCAAUGGACAAUAUUUUAUUUUAGCGUUGUCUCUGCCGUUACGUUGGCUUCGCAUUACUUUUGUUUUAAAUGCCUUGAUUGCGUUAAAAUAGUUAGUUUUCAGGCCAGUGAGAUAGCCAAAAGACUUAGCAUUAACUUCCUUGUGAUUUUACAGAGAUAUCGCUAAAACUGAGGAUUAUAGAAGGCGUUAUCAAAGUUCUAGACAAUUCAAGAUAUGUUGUUUAGUCCAACACGCAUAAGCUAGAUUACAUAACUCAAAAUUAUUCGAGCAAAACUGUUUUUUGUUAAAAGGAAAACUGGUUAAUAGAACUUGGUCGUUUUCAGUGAUAUAAUCGUGUAUCGUUAUCGAUCCGUGUCGUUAUAAACAAUGAAAAAUUUGUCAUGAAAUUAUUGAAGAUAAAAUAGCAGUUUGUGAGAAAACUGCGGGUCUGCGGGUCGGAUUUGAACUUAGCGUGUUCGAAAGUGUUAGUUUCCGUAAAAAUAUUUCAGUUCCAAGACAUGCUUAAUGAAAGUGAAGCAAACGGCCUAUUUAGGGCAAUUAUGUCAGGAACAAAUUGAUUGAUGAUGGCCACAUUUUUGGCAUGAUUUGCAUUUUUGCACGCUUGUCACACGUGGGCGACUCGUAAACAAACAAAGCAACGCUUGUUCCGUCGCAAAAUACCUUUUCUCUUGCAUAUGAAACUGAAUAAAGAAGUCACUGAAAUAAACACAUCGAAUUUUCGCCGGAUCUCCCUAAUGUUGUUUGGGAAACAGUGCUUGUGCUGUCGGGGUCAGUUAAGUUUUUGUUCUGUUCGAAUGUGUGGGGUGAUCUUGACUCGUUUAAUUUCACUUGGUCGCUUGCUUCUCUCGCUUUGAUUUCCUUUCUACUUGUUGCCAAAAGUUUAUUGAUUUUCCAAAUUUCGCUCAUAGCCUUUCGUGCACCUUUCAAUCCUAGACUAUUUGGGAGCUUUGAUAUUAAUAUCGGAAUUAAUAAACAUUGCCACAUUGAUCUGGGGACACACCUAAUGCAUCUAAUUUUCAUUGUAAACAAACCGAAUAAAUGAUAAUUGUUCAUUUGUUCAGGGUUGGAUUUUAAGAAGCUUGUCCAUAUGAGCAGAGAGAAUAGCAAUAGCUGCAUUAUAAAUUUCUAAGUAGACCUAUACAAUGCUUUUCUGUGUUCGUUCAUGUGGAUUAUCAUAUACGCAGGAUGACAACUUAAAAUUCUAUGACAGCUUCAGCGAAUUGCGCAAUUUGAUAAACUUAUCGCUGCAAAAGCCAUUUCCAAAGUUUGAAUCGUUGAAAAUAUGUUUCAUUUCGAACAACCAUAGUCCAAUUCACCUUUCGGCAAAUAGGUCACUUUUUCUAUAGAUCGUUGUUUUCGUGAUGUAAUUACAUAAACGUCGUUAACAUACAUCUAUAACAAUCACAUGAUGUCGGCGUACAUAAUUCACCAAAAAGUUCCUAAAGCUAAGGUCUAUAUAAGUCAUGAAAACAGAAGUCUAUAGGCAAAGGAAUGUAUUUUGUGGGAGGGUGCAUUCCAGUUCUAUUUCAAACCUACCAUAUAUACUUCUCCCCAUCCAACUUUCUAUGGCUCAACGCCUAUUAUUUGUAUUUAUGUAUUUAUUUUUAUCCUAAUUUUUACUUUAUGUUAUUCUAAUCGACAGGUGUUACCAUUGGUUCUAUUAUUCGUCCUAGCAUUUUCAUUGUCACUUUCCCUGCUCAUGCCUCUGGAUGAAGGUUUUAAUAACAUGCCCAUUUCGCUCCUAACCACAUUUGUCAUGAUGACAGGUGAACUAGAUUACCGAGAUACCUUCCUGGCUAGCGGACCACUUCAUUUCCUACAGAAAAUACUUCUUGUCCUAUUUAUACUUAUGAUUUCCAUCACUAUCAUGAAUUUACUCACUGGCCUUGCUGUUGGCGAUGCAAACGAGAUAAUGGAACGAUCAAAAGAAGAGAAAAGAAUUCAUAAGGUAAAUAAGACAUCAAUAACUGAUGGUAAAUGCAAACAAAUGUAUGCUACAAUUUAGCUAGAUGUCCUGAUUAAUGUUUUAUUCGGCGCACUUCCGAGCCCGCGAGAAUUCUGCGCGUCCAUGGGUGAGUACAGAAAUGUAAACACAAAAUCUAAAUAAACAACUAAAAUUAUAUUAAUAGGAAAUUAUACUUGUUCUCGAAGUACUAAUGAAAAAAUCGUACUUGUGUUUGGCGAAGUAUUUAAUAAUACCGCUCGCCUACUACGCGCAUUGAUUUGAAGGCGAUGACUAUAGGUUUAUUGUAAUUUUUAAGCGACUAAUUCUAUUAGUAGAAAGUUUCAACAGAAAACUAACACACAAAUAAUUACAAAAUCAAUUAAAAAUUAAAGUUAAAUUAAAGCUAUUCCAAAAUUCAACGUUUUUCUCAGCGGCUGCCGGUUAAGUUUUUCGUCAUUGGUUUUGCGACAAAAAUAACGUACUUUAUGUAUAUAAGUAAUACUCGAAUUUAACAGUCAGAUAUACAAAAUAACUUCAAUAAAGAAACUCUGUCCUGUUAAUUUUAGGGAGUUAACUUAACUUCAGUGGAGUUAUUUUCAACUUAAUUUUACUCCACAUUUAAAGUUAAAUUGGACUGAAAAUAACUUCACUGGAGUUAAAUUAACUUUCUUUAAUUAAUUAACAGUGUAGAGAAACAUUAACGUGUUGCUUCGUGCCGUUUGACAGCAACUAUAUACGCAUGCAUGUUUUUAAUGUACGGGUUAUGAUUUAACUUCAAUUUAAUCCUGACGUAGAACGACUGAUUUGAAUGUACAAUACACAUUAUGAACUCCACCUUUAAAUUUACUAUAUGAGUAUAAAUUCUUAAACACGUCCGAAUUUAUCAUUAUGAUAAAUUCGCGGCAAAUUUUGAAUUUAUCAUAAUAAUAAAUUCGCGGCACCUAACACUAACACUAACCCCAACUCCAACUCUAACCACUAACCCCUAACCACUAACCACUAACCCUAACUUUUUUAACUUUUUAAAUUUUUUUAACUUUUUUAAAAAUCUAACUUUUUAAACUUUUCUUGCUUUUCAAAACUCUUCUAAAACUUUUUUAAAAACUAUUUUUUUAAAAAACUUGAAAAACUCCUCAUCCCCGAGCGCCCAGCCUCCCUUUGGUGCCAUUACAUUUAUUACAAGAAAUCUUGUGUAAUGCUUGUGGUUUUAUGAUUAACUCUAUUGAUAAAUUCAAAAUGUGCCGCGAAUUUAUCAUAAUGAUAAAUUCGGACGUGUUUAAGAAUUUACUCAUAUAGUAAAUUCAAAGGUGGAGCUCAUGUUGACAAUACACAUUAUGAACUAGCUUACAGUAGUAUGAUAAAAAUAUUCUUUAAUUAUUUCACUGAUAUUUAGGCGAAGCUUGUCAUGACAAUGGAGAGCAGUUUACAUAAUUUUUUUCUGAUUCCACGACCUAAUGAAAUUGAUGAUUGCGAAGUGGAUUCUCUAGCAGAUGAAGAAAUGCAGCCCUCGUGGUGGUUACGACAAUGGAAAAAGGUAUUAAUUCAUUAAACAUAUCUUAAAGUUUGUGACAUGCAAAACCAAGAGAAAUUUCGUUUUGGAAAUGUUCAAUAGUCUGAUCCCCCAAAAUAAUCUUCGAGCUUACGUACUAUUUAAAGUACGCGUAGGAGUGUUUUAUCACAUAUAAAACACGACGCGUGUUUCAAAAACGACUCAUCUUAUACGAGUUCAUUGGCGAAGUAAUUUUUAAAAUAAACUUUGUCUAAACCAAGAAAAUCAAAGCUAAAGUUUAUGUAAAUUAACGUGAUUUUUUAUCACAUAUAAAACCACGACACGCUUAUGAUUUUGAAGGAUAAUUAAAGAUCCACAUAACUUAAGGAGAAAUCGCAUUAAGAAUUAUGUAAAUUCAUAUCAAUUUCAUUUUUAGCUCGCCUGCACUUUGGUGCGGAAGAGCUCAGGGCCGUAGCAAGCGGGGGGUGGGGGGAGGAGGUGGGGGUAAUACCCCUGAUAAUUGCUCAUGAGCAAUUUCAGGUAGAUUUCAGGUAGAUUUUCAGGUAAAUUCAGGUAGAUUUGCAGAAGAUAUUCGGGUAAAUUGGCACGCAAGUUCAGGUAAUUCCUAGGACAAGAGAAAGUUAAUUUUAAAAAAUAAUUAUGAAUUUUGAAAAAAUUGAGGUAUUUUUGACAAAAUUUAGGAUAGUCUAGAAAUUUUCGGAAUUUUAGAAAAAAUUGAGAUAUGUCCGAAAUUUUUUUUUUUAUAAUCAGGGAAAAUAUGUUAUGUCCGGAAAAUUUUUUUUGUAUAACCCGGGAAAAUUUGAUGUCCCGAAAAAUUAUGAUAUGUCCGGAAAAUUUUUGUAAUUACCGUUGAAUGAUACUAUGGCUACGGGGGGUGGGGGGAGAGGCCGCAAAAAAAUUUUCAGGUAAAAUUUGAAAUUUGAAUAAUUUCAGGUAGAUUUAACCCCCCCCCCCUGUAGCGAGUUCCUCGCGACGGCACUGGAAGAGCUAUUGCUGUAGUAUGGCUUCCGCGGUCCACACCAAAUGAUAAGAUGUUAAGAUACUUUUAAGUAGUACUUAAAAUACGAGAAGGAGUGUUUUAUCCUACUGUUUAAAACGCGAGGCGCAGCCGAGCGUUUUAGAUAUGAUAAAACGCGAGCUCGAGUGUUUUGAAUAGCUUAAAAUACGACUACAAAAGAAUACUAAUUAGGAUAAACAAUUAUAUAAUUAUACUAAUUAGGAUGAAAAAUUAUAUAAAGAAUACUAAUGAAGAUGAGUUUAUUCGAAGUCACUCCACGUGAGAUAUUAUUGCUGACAUGAUUUGCCACAAGGUUUAUGAUGUUUAAUGAGUAUUUUAAAGUCUGUAGAAAAGUCCCAUGCAGUUAUUAUUACGCGAUUAUAAUUCAGGAAAGGCGUACAAUGUUCACUACAAAUAUCUCGCAAGUAUGAGCUAAUUGGUCUUUCUUUUCUUGUAUAAAAUUUUAAAUAAAGAUUAGGACUAGAACAUAAAUAUACAAAACAUUUGUAUAUAUGCAAUUUAUACAUACAAAACAUUUGAUUGCUCUUCUUUAAAUGAAAAUGACUGUUAAAACAAAGCAUUAAAAACGACAAAAUGCAUGUAUAUAGAAUAGAAUAUAUGCAUGUAUAUUUUACUUGAUUUAGUUGAAUUCAGUUUAAUUAAAAAGUUAAAAGUUCUGACAACCUCCCUAAAGCCGGUUUUCCACUAGGCGGAAAAAGUCCCUCCUCCUCGGUGGAUGCUUGAAAAUUAUAAGAAACUUAUCUUUCAAAUAAUGAAUGCCCCUUGGUAGAGAAGAGUAACCAUUUUUGAGGUCUAUUUGCAAAAUUAUUUCUCAUAAAUAUUCUCUAAUUUUACGUUCAACCAAGUAUAGGCAGCAUUCCAACUACACGCUGCUGUGAAAAACGAGUCACUGAAACUGAUGCAUUGAGAUUUUGGUCUUCUCACUCGAUAGAACAAACAAUUAAAGGGUUUUGUAGAUGGAAAGAGCGGAGUUUGUAGCCUAUAUAUAUAACAUUUUGACCUAAUAUAUCAGGACCAUGGAACUGCGAAAAAAUGCAACUAUAAGCUCUUUGGCAGGAACCUAACUUGCGGCUUUAACAAGUUUCUUUUUAAUAUUUAAAUUAUUUUAUUAACACUUAGUUUUACGAUGAUGAAGUGGAUGAACCUGCAGUAAAACCAAUGGCGAAUGAAGAGAAGAACGACUAUGGAAAGCAAUUUGAUGAACUGAGUGAAAAAAUUGAAAAAACGAAUGAAUUGGUGAAGCAAAUGUUAGAAAAAAUUCCACCUGGCGGCAAAGGCCGGCGUCGAAAUUUAGCUGUUUAGAAGAAUAUAGCUGCAACGGGUAUGCAUGCAUGGCAAUCUUGCAAUAAACAUGUCAUAUAAAACAAUAAAAUAAAGUAUGCAGCAAUCUGUGCAAGUCUCAUGCACAUAAGGUUUUAACGGUUGAAACAGACAUUUUCCUGCAUUUUGUCAACUUAAUUGGCACAUUUAUUCUCUUAAUUAUUGCAUUUAUUCUCUUGUUCCUAAUUGCAUGCUGCGAGAGAAGCGAGCAGCAUACUAUUCUUUGAUGGUUACUCGAUUUAUGCAGGAUAUUUAUCAUUCGAGAUGACCUUUCUAAUACUCGAUUUAAGGAUAUUUUUCAUUUACCCAACCAGACACACGUGCUCUCAAGUUCUUUUCAAAUUUUAUUCUAAUGCAAGGCGACCGCAAAAGAAGAAGAGAGAAGGUAAUUGCAGAAAAAUAAUGUUCAAUUCAACUGUUUAUAUCUGGAAGCAUUCAUCAAGGGAACGAACGUUUUAAUGAGAGUUCAAGGGGAAGGCAAUGUUCGUGUAAUAUGAUUUUUUCAGCCCUGUAUAUAAUUACAAAUGCAUGCACGUUGUUGAACUUUAGGCUUCCCAUAUAGUAAGUAAAAUAUUCGCCCCAUAUGCAUUGAGACGGAUUUCAUUGAGGUGAAACGAGGUCCGGGUCGAUUUGGGUCGAUUCAUUUUUUAAACAAGGAACGGCUUAACCGACUACUCUUUUAUUAAUAAACUUUUUUAAAACCUUUUUCUGAC